AUGCAUCUUCGCCCAGACCAUGCGAUCAGGGACCUUCCGACCCUCCACGCCUUCAUCAAACAACACCCUCUCGGCGUCCUCACCACCUCCCUUCCCUCAGAAAACCACCCCACCCUUCAAUGCAGCCACAUUCCUUGGGUCCUAGACAGUGAAGUCUCAGAUUUCGCCAGGAAAAAUGAAGCCGGCGCGCCACCACAUUCAUUAGGCACUAUGCGCGGCCAUAUCGCCCGCCAAAAUCCACAAGCCAAAGCGAUGGUCGAGGCCUCGGAGAGUCCCAAAACAAGCAGUAUCCCAGGGGCAUUCCCAACUGACGAGACCCCGGCCACGAACCCAGAACCCGUUGGCCAUAUCCUCCCCGGCGAAGUCUUGAUCGUCUUCACAAGCCCAGUCGAUCACUACAUCACACCUAAUUUCUACCCCGAGACAAAACCAGCAGGGCGUGUCGCGCCAACAUGGAAUUACGCUGCUGUACAAGUCUACGGUCGCGCAACAAUCUACCACGACACUAAAGACCCACAAACGGAAAUUUUCCUGCGACAGCAGCUUAGCGAUCUAGCAAAGCUGGGCGAGGAGGGUAUUAUGGGGUUCCAAGAAAAUGCUUCUGGCUCGGGUUCGGGUUCUCAAACCGGGAGCAUGGACUCUGGGGAUGGGGUGAAUCAGGGGAAGGACACUAGCGGUAGCGGUAGCGGCACGGCAUCGCCGACGCCUUGGAAAAUCGCCGAUGCGCCACUGGAGUACAUUGCUACUUUGUUGAAGAAUCUCGUCGGUAUGCGCAUUGACAUUACCCGAAUCGAGGGUCGUUUUAAGGUUAGUCAGGAGAAGGGGGUUAAGGAUCGCGGUGGGGUUGUUGAGGGAUUGGAGGGAAUGGGGUCCGCGUCGGCGAAGGAUAUGGCGGAGUUUGUUAGGAGGGGGAGGGGUUUGGCUUAG
Molecule: messenger RNA, 927 nt
Organism: Penicillium soppii
Lineage: Eukaryota; Fungi; Ascomycota; Eurotiomycetes; Eurotiales; Aspergillaceae
Product: FMN-binding negative transcriptional regulator
Exons: 1
Coding region: 1-927 (308 amino acids)
Source: RefSeq, a predicted model, not a curated record